GCUAGAUGUUCCUGUGGCAGACCACUAAUGUCGCAAAAAACACAAGCUGCUGUCCUCCUACUGUUGCUUCCAGCUCAGCGCGUCUCGAGCCGAACGCGUUUCUUCAACCUUAGCUACUUCGAGCGAACCACUCUGUGUUAGGUUGUCGUGGCAGGCUCUCGCAACUUCCGUAAUGUGGUGGCGUGUAGUCUUCAAACGCCAGGUGUUAGCUUGAGUUGAGUGACGAAGCCGCGACCAUCCGUGACAGCCACUUACAUCACCCUAGCCGUUCCAAUGCCGUACGUUGCUCGAGUCUAGCUGUUUAUCAGUCAACCCGGGCCGCCGCCAUUCGCCGUCAUCCGGACCAAUUCCUAAUCACGAGAUGGGUUGUCUUCCUUCUAAAGAGGGCACGGCGAGCGUCCCCGUAUCAAAAAGCUCCAAGUCGGUACCUUCGCUCUCAACUGCCAAGGUCUCAACGGCAGACGACGGCGACGAAUCGUCUUCUAACAUCCGAUUCCUCACUUACGACGACAUCAAGCGAGCCACGGACAACUUCUCCAAUGUCCUCGGUGAAGGCGGCUUCGGUAAAGUGUACAAGGGCCGGUUACGCGGCGUUAAUGGGGAUGACGACGAGGACGUGACGUUCGUCGCGAUCAAGGUUCUGGCUCCGCACAGCUUCCAAGGAAUCGAGGAGUUCCUGAACGAGAUUUCGUCAGUGGAGAGCGUGCAGCACCCCAACAUUGUGAAGCUGCUGGCAUGCUGCACGGAGAAGGUCAAGGCGCUGGUGUACGAGUACAUCCCCAUGGGAGACGUCGACGCGCUGAUUGCCAAGUGUUCGGAGGGCAAGGCGAAAUUUUCGUGGGCUGACCGGAUGAAGGUGAUCAUGGGCACAGCGGAGGCCUUGACGUACAUUCACAGGCAGCGGUUCAUCCAUCGAGACUUCAAGGCCAGCAACGUGCUACUAACAGAAGACUUCACUCCAAAGGUGGCGGACUUCGGUCUGGCCAAGGGCAUAGAUGACUGGAAGACGCACGUGACGACGCGGGUCAAGGGCUCCAUGGGUUACAUUGACCCCACAUACUUUGAGUCAGGGCAUCUAUGUGACAAAAGUGACGUCUUUGCCUUCGGCUUAUACUUGGUUGAGAUUCUCGCCGGCAAGUCGGUGCUGCGACAGGGGUUUGCUGAGGACAUCAAGGCGUGGCUAUAUGAGGCAGAUGCUCUCAGCGCCGAAGACAUGCUCGAUCUCUCAAUCUUGAAUGAAGCAAACAAGAGGGAAGCACAUGCCAUCGCCAUCAUUGCCAAGCAGUCGACGGCUAGAGAUUGGGCCGAUCGUCCAACCAUGGAGGAAGUGUUGGAGGUGCUAAAAAUUGCGAUUAAACUACCAGAGGCUCCUAGAAAAGACAACGAAUCUCAAGAGAACGGAUCAUGCAUGACUGCAUUAUAGUGUUUUGAAGGGCUUCUACUUAGAAUGGGGUAUUUGGUUUAUUUAUAAGAAAUCAAUCUUCGUUUGUGUACCGGUGUAAGUUCCACUUUUGC
This is a messenger RNA of Closterium sp. NIES-67, 1515 nucleotides long. NCBI's taxonomy places the organism in Eukaryota, Viridiplantae, Streptophyta, Zygnematophyceae, Desmidiales, Closteriaceae. The record is from the annotation of a GenBank genome assembly.